Messenger RNA from Gadus chalcogrammus (walleye pollock), 1099 nucleotides. RefSeq names its product phospholipid scramblase family member 5. Gene Ontology annotation, molecular function: phospholipid scramblase activity. NCBI's taxonomy places the organism in Eukaryota, Metazoa, Chordata, Actinopteri, Gadiformes, Gadidae. The record is from RefSeq and is a predicted model, not a curated record. The transcript has 7 exons. Gene Ontology annotation, biological process: plasma membrane phospholipid scrambling. Gene Ontology annotation, cellular component: plasma membrane. Bases 1 to 939 code for a protein of 312 amino acids.
AUGCACCUCCACCACUACCGGGGGGUCAACCUCAGAGUGAUGUCUGCAGUGACUACACAGCCCCUCCCCUAUGGUGGCCUGGAGAGAGAGAAGCACAUUGAGACAUUCUUAAGGACGCUCAAUGGUCAGAGCAGGCCCGUCCGUAAUCCUCACGGCUCGCCUAAAGCCCCGCCCCGCCAAGAGCCCCCUGACGGGGGGUCAGAGAGGGUCCUUUCAGGGCUGGCUCCUGGGAGACCCGGGGAGAACGGCAUUGGCCUGCAGCAGAGGAACAGACUGAGUGAAGAAGAGGAAGAUGGUCUUCAGCUAGACCCCAUGGCUGCCUUGGAGUCAGCAAGCCAACUGCAUGUCACAGCCGGGCCUAACCUGCAAGGUCCACAAUGUGUUCCCAGAAGGAUCUACAGCAUUUCCACCGGGGGAAGCAGCGAGCAACUGUUUGUGACUGUAGAAGAGAGUUCUUGUAUGUGCCUUCAGUGUUGUGGCCCAGCUCGUUCCUGCUCCCUGCAAGGUUUCGACCGCCAGGGCCAACGGGUCUUUUAUUUUGAAAGGCCCCUCAGGGUGGAUGCCUGCUGCCUAGGCUGCUGCCUUAUGGAAAUGAGGGCCUACUCCCAUCAGGACCUCCUCCUUGGCACCGUACGACAGAGGUGGAGUAUGUUCACUCCUCUGCUGGAGGUGUGCGACUCAGAGGGAACUCCUACCACCAGGAUCCUAGGCCCCUGUUGGCCCUCACGCUGCGCUGCCACCCAGCAGUUCCAGGCAGUCUCAUUGAUGGGGGAGAGAAUUGGCACAAUUUGGAAGAGAUGGCCGGGCUUCAACAAUGAGUUUAACAUGGACCACGAGUACUUUGGGCUGGAGAUGCUGCAGAAUAUGGACUCGUCUACCAAGUUGCUUCUGCUAGCCGCUACCUUCUUAUUGAAUUACAUGUUCUUCGAGAUGAGUUGAUCAAAGAUUCGGCCAUCUAUUGCUUCACCACUAAAGCGACAUCUGACUGUUGGUGCUGAAGGAGCCAAGACGUCAGCCGAACAGAGUCUUCACUGCAACCACUUACUUGAAAAAAAACCCGUUAGGAGAAAGAAUCACAAUAGCCGAGAGGUUAUAGCAG